GUUUAAUUCAAAUAUGUUUGUUUAUUAAUUUAAGUGAUUAUAAUUAAACACUAAUUUAAACAUAGGUUAAACAGAUAUGUAGUUUAAAUUUAAUAUUAAGGGGAUAUAAAUCUUACUGUAACAUUCCCAGAAUAUUCAGAGUAAUUUUCUCUGCUGCAGGCAUACACAUUUAUAGGUUCAAUAUCAAGAUUUUAUCUCUUUGUUAUGAAAAUAAUAUAACGUUUAUAAAAAAUAUGUUACAAUGCCUUGAAAAGCUAAAUAGUAGAUUGAAUAGAACACUUUGUUUUUUAGUAAACAAACAGAUAUUUGUAAACAAAUAUUCUACUAUGAAAUAUUUAAAUGUAGCAGAGAAAAAUGAUGCAGCUAAAAAUAUUGCGUUACAUCUAUCCAAAGGAACAUCAACUAGGCGUGAAGGACUAUCAAAGUACAACAAAAUAUAUCAAUUUAAAGCCAAUGUAAUGGGGCAAGAUUGUGAAAUGGUGAUGACCUCAGUAUCAGGACAUCUCUUAGCCCUAGAAUUUAGUGGAACAUACAGAACCUGGCAAACCUGUAGCCCACUAUCACUGUUUGAUGCACCUGUUUUCAAAUACUGCCCAGAGAAUUACCAAAAAAUUAAGAUGACCUUAGAGCGAGAAGUUCGAAGGUGUCAAGGCCUCAUAAUAUGGACAGAUUGUGACAGAGAAGGAGAGAACAUAGGUUUUGAGAUUAUUGAUGUUUGUAAAGCUGCCAGGACAAAUUUGAAAAUAUAUAGAGCAAAAUUUUCAGAGAUCACAUUAGUUUCAGUAAAUAGAGCUUUACAAAACUUAGAAGAACCAAACAAGAAUACUAGUAAUGCAGUAGAUGUCAGACAAGAACUUGAUUUAAGGAUAGGUGCGGCAUUCACAAGGUUCCAAACAUUGAGACUCCAAAAGGUAUUCCCCAGUAAACUAACAGACACCAUAGUGAGUUAUGGUUCUUGUCAAUUUCCCACUCUUGGAUUUGUGGUGGAACGCUAUAGAGCCAUAGAAAACUUCAUUGUCGAAACGUUUUGGAAAUUAAAGGUAAAUCAUACUAUAGAGAACCUCAGUGUAGAGUUCGCAUGGGAACGUUUUCGGUUGUUUGACGAAUAUGCUUGUAAAAUAUUUCAUGAUAUUUGCACUGAGAAUCCUUUGGCGAGAGUGCUUGAAGUGAAAACUAAACCUAAGUCUAAAUGGCGGCCGUUGCCUUUGGAAACUGUGGAACUAGAAAAGCAAGCGUCACGUAAAUUAAAAAUACACGCGAAAGAGACAAUGCAACUCGCCGAGAAACUCUACACCCAAGGCUUCAUCAGCUACCCUCGUACAGAGACAAAUGAGUUUCCGAAGGAGAUGAACUUAGCCCAGUUAGUUGGUCAGCAGACCGCUGAUCCGAACUGGGGUACAUUCGCGCAGAAGAUAUUAGAUAACGGCGGGCCAACUCCGAGGCAAGGAAAGAAAAGCGACAAAGCGCAUCCGCCUAUACAUCCAACAAAAUAUACGAACAAUUUAUCGGGCAACGAGAAACGCCUUUACGAGUUCAUAGUGCGGUCGUUCCUUGCGUGCUGUUCCAAGGACGCUCAGGGUCAGGAGACGAUCGUUAACAUAGAUAUAGGCAGAGAGAAGUUUUCCGCCAACGGACUCGUGAUUACCGAAAUAAACUACCUAGAGGUAUACAUCUACGAGAAGUGGUCGUCUAAAGAAAUACACGUCUAUCAGGAAGGUCAAAUAUUCAGUCCAACCUCAAUAGACAUCGUAUCCGGUACUACUUCACCACCCAGCUUACUAACAGAAGCCGACCUCAUUAGUCUAAUGGAAAAACAUGGCAUUGGUACAGACGCAACGCACGCUGAGCACAUUGAGAAGAUAAAAAGCCGUUCGUAUGUAGCGUUGGCAGAUGAAAAAUAUUUCGUUCCCGGUGUCUUAGGCAUGGGUCUGGUGGAGGGAUACGAUGCUAUGGGCCUCGAAAUGUCGAAGCCCCAUCUCCGUGCUCAGUUAGAGUCCGAUCUCAAAGAAAUUAUCGAAGGCAGGAAACAGCCUGAAGCGGUUUUAUCUGAACAGAUAGCAAAAUAUAAAGAGGUGUACAUUAAAGCAUCGGCGGAGGCUGAGAAGAUAGACAGAGCGCUCGCGGAGAGACUGAACGAGCAGCCGGCGGCGCCGCCUGCGAGCGCGGAUACCUUACCGGUCGACAUGCCCGCGGCCUUAAAAUGUCCGAAAUGUGGCUCGGACAUGAUCAUAAGACAGAAAAAGAAUAAUCCGACCGAAUAUUAUAUCGGUUGCAUGUCAUUUCCUAACUGCAAAAAUGCAGUUUGGCUACCUAAUAUAGUUAAGUCAUUGCAAGUUUUACCAGACACUUGCACAGAGUGUGGACCGGACUACAAGAUGAUGAAGUUUGAAUGGCGAAACAAUUCCAUAAGUCACAUAUACGCACCGCCGUACACGGGCUGCAUCGGCGGGUGCGAUAGAACGUUUCUAGAAUAUCUCAAUAUAAACAUCAACAGUGUCAUAAAAACAUCGGGCUCCUCCGCACAAGUCACAUCUUCGAACACCAGUUCGAGAACAGAUAUAUCAGUACCCAUACAAAACCAUAUUAUACCGAGUAAUCUACUUCGAAAUCCAAUAGAAACUGGUUCAAAUAGAGUUCGAGAUAUGCCGGCUCAGAGGAACAAUGCUAUGAACAUGACAAACAUUAGGAUGAACAGCGCCAGUAAUGCCGCUAACUUAGAUGACAAUCACGUGGUCUGCAGAUGCUCAAAACCGGCGAUCUUAUUAACGUCUAAGAAACAAAAUCAGAAUUUUGGCCAAAAAUUUUACAAAUGUCCAGUCGGGAAAGAGAACGGUGGAUGUGAUUUCUUCUUGUGGGCUCCAGAAUCCGUCAAUAAUGCUCAGUCUGCAUUCGAGACUCCGCCGUCGUCGUCUGAGCAAACGACUUUUAAUACAACUGGUGUUGUCAGACGGGAUGCAAAUCGUAAUAGAAAUACUGGGUCUGGCAACACUGAUGACGUCAAGUGUGACUGUCGUUUGCCUUGUAAAAAACUAACGGUACACAAAGAAGGCCCAAAUAAAGGACGACAGUUCUAUGGGUGCGCGAAAGACUUCAGCUCGAAAUGCAACUUCUUUAAAUGGGCCGAUGAAAGCGGCUCCAGACCAGGUCCUGUUCGGCGUGCCCCAGUGAGCUCCCGCGGCGGAGGCCGAGCGUCCCGCCGGGGCGCGGUGCGGCAUUGCGGCUUCUGUGGGAGCACCGAACACGACUUUCGAACCUGCUCUAUAAGGAGACCCUCCACAGACUAACAAUAUUAUAUAUAUAUAACCAACAAAUAAACUACUUUUAAUGACCAAAACGAUAAAUUUAAAAUGAUAAAUAUAACGAUCCCGGUAUCGUAGUGGUUAAAGCCCUUUGACAGCUAGGCCGAUAGGUUCGAUUCUUACUUCAGCCAAAACAAUUGCGUGCGGACAAGUUUGAUUGUGACUUUUAAAUGUAUAGUGUAUACAUUUAAAAGCAUAUCGGUUUGUGGUUCUCAUGGUACAGGGGAUUCUAGUUUGGGACCAGAUGACCGUGUGUGAUUUGCUCCAUAAUUUUUUAAUUUAUUUAUAUUCAUAUGCAUAAUAUAGGCAAGCACAAGCACAAGGCAAAGCAUUUCUUUGCCUAUGAUAUUUUAAUUCAAUCGUAAAAGGCAUGAAUAUGUAACGAUAGAAAAAAAAAAGAAUAUGCAACCAACUUUACUUGUUAUAAUUUAUUUCGAUAAUUUACAUCGAUUUUCGAAUCAGAGAAAUGUUGAAUAUCGAUAGCAGAUGAUUCUUGUUUUGGUAAUUAAAAUUGUUGGUAUAUAAAGUAAUAAAAUGAAUAGUGUAAUAUAUUGUAAAUAUGAAA
Bombyx mandarina (wild silkworm) is the source of this 3864-nucleotide messenger RNA. RefSeq names its product topoisomerase 3-alpha (gene Top3alpha). Lineage: Eukaryota; Metazoa; Arthropoda; Insecta; Lepidoptera; Bombycidae. Gene Ontology annotation, cellular component: nucleus; RecQ family helicase-topoisomerase III complex; chromosome. Gene Ontology annotation, biological process: DNA topological change; DNA repair; DNA recombination. Gene Ontology annotation, molecular function: zinc ion binding; DNA binding; DNA topoisomerase type I (single strand cut, ATP-independent) activity. The record is from RefSeq and is a predicted model, not a curated record.